Molecule: messenger RNA, 564 nt
Organism: Abrus precatorius (Indian licorice)
Lineage: Eukaryota; Viridiplantae; Streptophyta; Magnoliopsida; Fabales; Fabaceae
Product: auxin-responsive protein SAUR32-like
Exons: 1
Coding region: 195-515 (106 amino acids)
Biological process (GO): response to auxin
Source: RefSeq, a predicted model, not a curated record
UUCCUUUCCCCGUUUGUGACGCUCCACGCCGCCAUAUUAUUCCAAUUACCUUUUCCACGUUGGUGCGUUCCCAGUUGAUUCCUCUCCAACCCAUUUCUCUCAAUAAAAACCCUCCCAACACACUUGCAUUCCAUUCACCCAUACUUACUCUCUCCACAUACCAACCUCACUCCCUCCAAACUUGUCAUUUUGACAUGUUGGGCAAAAGCUCUAAACAAAUUGCGGUCACAUAUCAUCACGGAAGAGAAGUUGUGACCAAAGAUAUACCCAAAGGGUGUUUGGCAAUCAAGGUGGGUCAAGGCGAAGAACAACAGAGAAUUACUGUACCCGUGAAUUACCUCAACCACCCACUCUUUGCUCAGCUUCUUAAGGAGGCUGAGGAAGAGUAUGGUUUUGCUCAGCAGGGAACCAUAAUCAUCCCUUGUCAAGUGGCCCAGUUUAAGAACGUUCAACACUUGAUCGAUAGGGAGAGGUCCCUUCACCACCACCACCUCGUGGGUUGCUUCAGAGCUUGAUCUCAACAACAUAUAUGUAUAUUUCGUUAGUUUCUCUCUUCUUCCAUAU